AUGAUUGGUUAUUUAACGGAUAUUUUACAUCGCCUCUAUUAUUUCUUGUUCGAUCGGUUAAUAUUAUAUCCACUACUAAGCCUGCUGAGUGAUAAGAUUAGUAUACGAUUCAUGAAUCUCGGAUACCAGUGCAAGAAAGAUGAAGAAUAUCCAGUCCUGCAAAAAUUAUCCGAAAUGGACAACUGCUGCAUAGCCAAUAUUGCACUUUAUGAAAAAGCAUUAAGCCUAUGCCCGAAAUAUCCUAAUUUUGCCGGAUUACGAUUGCUUGAAGUUGGUUGCGGCCAAGGUGGUGGCAUCGAAUGGAUUUUAAGAUCGCAUUCAUUCGCAGUUGUGAAUGGAGUUGACCCGGUCACUGUGGAUUCAUGUUCUGGAAGAAUUGUUACAGGAAAUGCGGAAAAAUUGCCAUUUGUCAAUGAUUCAUUUGACAUCAUAAUAAAUAUCGAAAGCAGCCAUUUGUACGACAGUUGUCAACAGUUUUUCCUGGAAUGUUCCAGAGUUUUAUGUGAGAAAGGAUUUUUGUGUUGGGCUGAUCUUCGCUAUACUCAUCAGUUGAAAAUGACUAUGAUUCAAGCACAAAAAUCCGGCCUACACCUGAUUAGGACAGACGAUAUCACAGAACAAGUGUUGCAAGCUAUUGAAUCAACAGCAGCAAGAUACGAUGCAAUGUUUCAAAAUGCACCAUAUCUCACUCGUCUUUUUCAAAACUCUAUUCGGACGACAUACUGCGCGCCAGGAACAAGAAGUUACAAACGCCUUUUGAAACGUGAAAAAAUGUACGUUUGUGCAUGCUGGCAAAAUUACAAAAGAAUUAGAAAACUUGAUUAA
Messenger RNA from Cercopithifilaria johnstoni, 825 nucleotides. NCBI's taxonomy places the organism in Eukaryota, Metazoa, Nematoda, Chromadorea, Rhabditida, Onchocercidae. The record is from the annotation of a GenBank genome assembly.